AUGCUGCGACGAGGCGGGAGGGCGGUGCGCGCGGGGGCGUCGCGCCUGGUGGCGCUGCAUGACGCGCUCGCGCAGAGGCAUGCGCCGCGUGUGAUGGAGGCGUUUGUCGGCGUAGCGCGCGAUGAUCCAGCGCUGCUGACGCCGGCCGAGUACCGUGGCAUGCUGCGUGUGCUGCUGCGGGCUGAGCCGCGCUCGCCGUCGACGGUGCAGCAUGUGUUGCUGAUGCUGGAGCAUAUGCAGGAGCGCGUGAGUGUGGCGCCGGCGUCGGCGGCUGAGGCGCUCGUGCAUGCGGAGCUCGUGCACAUGCUGCGUGAUGCGUAUGUGUGGAACGGUCUGCUGACGUGCACGCGUCCGAAGCUGUCGUCCAUGUUUCAGAUGCUCGCACGGGGCGCCUCGGUGCUGCGUGCGACGGACGGCACACCGUGUGUGCCAGCGUAUACCCCGCUCGCCGGCCUGGGCGUCGCGCCGUACCGCGCCUUUCCCGACACGGUGACGUACAAUGUGCUGCUGCAUGCGAUCGUGCAGGGCGCGAGGGCGAGGCGCCUGCCGCCUGUGCCGCCGUCGAUCGUGCCGCUGACGGUGUGGCACACACUGCAUACCCCGCCGACGCGCCCCUCGACGGAGCGCGUCGUGCUCGAGCUGUGGCACCACAUGCGCCAGGCGCCACACACGCAGCCCUCGCCGAUCUCGUGGUGCAUCCGAUUACAACUGUACAUACGUAUGGGGCGCCUCGACGACGUGCACGCCUGCAUGCGAGACAUGCAGGCGCACGACGCCGUGUCGCUCGACGCGCUGCAUGCCGUGUGGCAAGCGUAUGCCCGGACGGGGGGUACACACCUGCAUGAGGCAUGGUGCGCCUUCCGGGCGCAGACGCCGACGGCGGCGUGGACGCGUGCCACGGGGCUGGACGCGGUGCCGCGCAUCGAGCCGUCGGCGACGACGUUUGGCAUCGUGACGCGGCUGCUCGCCGAGCGCGGCGACGUGUGGGCGGCGCUGCGCGUGAUGCACGACGGCCUGGCGCAGGGCGCGUGCCGUGUGUCGCCCGCGACGUACUAUGCGCUCUUCCAUGCCCUCGCGCACACGCAGCGCACGCCGGCCACGUCGCGCGUGCUGGCGGAGCUGAUGGAGGGGUACCUCGCGCUGGCGCCGCGCGUGCCGCGCCGGCGCCUCGGCACGCUGCUGCAGGCGCUUCGUCGGCAUGCGCCGAGUGCGGCGAUGGAGGUGCGUCUCACGAGCGCCGCUGGUACACGGCAUUAA
This is a messenger RNA of Malassezia restricta, 1257 nucleotides long. RefSeq lists its product as uncharacterized. Gene Ontology annotation, molecular function: protein binding. The coding region runs from base 1 to 1257 and encodes 418 amino acids. The record is from RefSeq and is a predicted model, not a curated record. Lineage: Eukaryota; Fungi; Basidiomycota; Malasseziomycetes; Malasseziales; Malasseziaceae. The transcript has a single exon.